Molecule: messenger RNA, 2918 nt
Organism: Suricata suricatta (meerkat)
Lineage: Eukaryota; Metazoa; Chordata; Mammalia; Carnivora; Herpestidae
Gene: B3GNT9
Product: UDP-GlcNAc:betaGal beta-1,3-N-acetylglucosaminyltransferase 9
Exons: 2
Coding region: 613-1827 (404 amino acids)
Cellular component (GO): membrane
Molecular function (GO): hexosyltransferase activity
Source: RefSeq, a predicted model, not a curated record
GGGGGUCAUAGUAGAAGCAGGAGUAAGGAGGUCUCCACGGGUCCCAGGCCAUUUAUAAUUUAUAGGUCCUGCCUGGUCGAACCAGGGCUGCUGGUGAGCUGAGGAGAGCCUCUUCCAAGGAUAGCCUGGAAUAGUAGCCAGAUAGAUGCCUAAGACGCUGGGCCUCAGGGAUUUGGGACCCCCCUGCCCGGGGCUCCUACUAGCCAAGCCCCUGCCUCACUCCGAAGAGGUGGGGGGGUGUGGAGAUUAACCAGAGAGGCUGUUUCUUCCUGCCCCCGCGAAAAGGCAGAUUUGGGGCGUUUGAGCCCACACCCAGACCAGAACCCACCUUCUCAGGCCUUCCCAGAAAGUUGCCAGUGGGGAUCCCUCUCAGCGAUUAGUCCCCACUCGGACACAGCGCUCCCUGAAGCGCCAGGGCGGAGCUGAGCUCCAGAUGUCCGGGAGCGCACAGCUGGAGGGUCACGUGGCAGCGGCCUUGCCCCCCCCCCCCUCCUUCCUGCCAACGCUGCAUUUGGCCCAGGCUGGGUUCUGCGCUGAGCCCCGGAGGCCCUGGCGUCCGGGGCCGCGCCGCUCCCAAGGGACGAGAGGGGCGGGGGCGUGAGCCACUCGGACAUGAGGCGGAGGCUGCGCCUACGCGGGGACGCGUCGCUCACGCUGCUCCUCGGCGCCGCCCUCGGCCUCCUGCUCUACACGCAGCGCGAGGGCGCGGCCCCGACCACCAGCGCACCCCGAGCUCAAGGGAAGGAAGAGGCAGCGCCUACUUCUGGACUCCGAGUCUUCCAGGCACCGGACGCAGGCGCAGUCCCAGACCCUCUGGCCUACGAAGGGGACACACCGGAGCCGCCCACACCCACGGGACCCUUUGACUUUGGUCGCUACCUACGCGCCAAGGAUCAGCGGCGCUUCCCUCUGCUCAUUAAUCAGCCACACAAAUGCCAAGGAGAUGGCGCACCUGAAGGUGGACCCGACUUGCUCAUCGCAGUCAAGUCAGUGGCGGCGGACUUCGAGCGGCGCCAAGCCGUGCGCCAGACGUGGGGUGCUGAGGGUCGUGUGCAGGGGGCCCUCGUGCGUCGCGUGUUCUUGCUGGGCGUGCCCAGGGGCAAGGGCACUGACGGGGCAGACGCGGAGGGGGAGGGUACACGAACCCACUGGCCAGCCCUGCUGCGUGCUGAGAGCCGCGCGUACUCAGACAUCCUGCUCUGGGCUUUUGACGACACUUUCUUCAACCUAACGCUCAAGGAGAUCCACUUUCUGGCCUGGGCCUCGGCCUACUGUCCUGAGGUGCGCUUCGUUUUUAAGGGCGACGCAGAUGUGUUCGUGCACGUGGGAAACCUGCUGGAGUUCCUGGCGCCGCGGGACCCGGAGCAGGACCUGCUUGCGGGUGACGUGAUUGUACAGGCGCGACCAAUCCGCGCGCGGGCCAGCAAAUAUUACAUCCCAGAAGCGGUGUACGGCUUGCCCGCCUACCCCGCAUACGCUGGUGGUGGUGGCUUUGUGCUUUCGGGGGUUACGCUGCGCCGCCUGGCCGGCGCCUGUGCACAGGUUGAGCUUUUCCCCAUUGACGACGUCUUUCUGGGCAUGUGUCUGCAGCGCCUUCGGCUCACACCGGAGCCUCACCCUGCUUUCCGCACUUUUGGCAUCCCUCGUCCUUCAGCCGCGCCGCACUUGCGCACCUUUGACCCCUGCUUUUACCGGGAGCUAGUUGUAGUGCACGGGCUCUCGGCUGCUGACAUCUGGCUCAUGUGGCGCCUGCUGAACGGACCCCGUGGUCCAGCCUGUGCACGUCCUUGGCCUGCCGUUGCUGGCUCCUUCCAGUGGGACUCCUAGUCACCUUCAUGGCCCCAAGGAAGAUUGUAUUUGGCUCCUGCUGGCAUGGAACCAAUCAAAUGGUAGCCCUUUGAAACAGCCAGGGCUGAGCCAAAGAGCACUAGGCUCUGCCAAACAGGGACACACUUUGUCCUCCUAUUAUCAAGUAGGUUUUUGGGAGCUGGGAUGGGUGGUGGUAGAGGCUCAUGUAAUCUGACCAUAGUCCUUGGUUUGGAAACCCUAGAAUGCCGUAAAUGCACCUUUUUUUUUUUCAAGGCUGGAGGAGGUGUGGGGGCAUGGCCUCAGUCCUCACAGAACUGGCAUGCAUUGUGCUUCCCACCUGUGCCUCCAAAUCAGAUUUUCAGCCCUGGAAAAAAUCUUUAGAUUUUCUUAGGUCUCGUUUCCUGAAGCCAACCCCUUCUGGGCCCUGGUCUGGCUGCAACACCAGGGACAGAGGCACACAGGGACAACUGAGUGCAUGGACCUCCCUAGAGUCUCCCCACCGCAGAAGAACUUUCACCCACACAACAAUGCCAGUCUCCUACUAGAGGCUGUGCUGCUACACUCAGAGGAGCCAAGGAAACUGAGAUGACUCCACCAUAAAGCUACCCAUAUUCUUCAACCACCAACUUUCUCAAAAAUCAACACCCCUAUAUUUAUUUUAGUACAAACAUCCCAGCAACAGCACAUGGUGAGCCGCUGCUGAGGGUAUAGGUCUUUAUUGGAGGUGUAUGGGCAGGGCAUGAGGAGGGUUCCCCUAUUCUAGGAGGAUGGGAAUAGUCCUGGCUGCCCCAACAGUAGGAUGUAUGUGGGCUGGGGGCGGGGGGGGGGGUCUCCGACCAGGCCACAGUCCAAAUAGGAAGACACCAGUCAGUCACAGAGUUAUGGGAGCGCCACACAAGCCUGGCUGUAAGCCCAGGAACCAUUUAGAAGCCUGGGGCACGUCCCCUGCACAUUCAUUGUUAAACUCUAUAGGAUGAGGCUGUACAUGAGUUAAUUACAAAAGAGUAAUAUUUACAAAAAUAUGUACACACAUUUGAAAAACUCACAAAAUUGUCAUCUAUGUAUCACAAGUUGCUAGACCAAAAUAUUAAAAAUGGGAUAAAAUUAUA